CUGAGGCCCGUUCACUUCUUUUCACGGUCAAUGGAUAAGCUCUAACAUACGCCGUUGGCGUACGAUAACCGGCACCUUCCCUGAUAUCCCAAUUCGCAUCUAGUCCAGUCCAAUUUUCUCUUUUAAUAUCAAUUUGCCUUUGGCUUUGCCAUUUUUUCACAUUUUUCAGUGAGCUUUCUGUUUCAAUCAAAAUCAAUGGUGGGAUUAAGCAUGGAGGAGAUGUCUUUACCAGUCCUUUUCGAGCAGGCUCGGAAAAUUCACCAAGCCGCCGCCGAUUCUUCCGUCGAUCAGGAUACCUUGAGGAAAGCCUGCGAGCUGCUGAACAAAUGCGAGGAGAUGAUCGGAAAACUCGGUUUGUUCUCGGCGAAUGAGACGAAGGAUGAUAUCAGCACCACUAAGCUCAAAUAUCUUCUCGUGCCAUAUUACCUUGGUGAGCUCGCUGAGAAAAUUGCUCAAGAGGAUAGGAUUGAAGUUGUUAAAGCUUCACAGACCAAGUUAAAGGAAUUUAUAUCUUUUUGUGAGGCAAUGGAGCUUGUACCCGAAGAGGAACUAGAAUCAUCUGGCCGAGCAAUGGAUGGUACAUCUGCUGAUAGGAGAGCUCAGAAGAUUGCUCGGUUCAAAAGACAGAAAGCUGCAGAGUCGAAGUUGCUUGAAAUAAGAGAACGAAAGGAACGGCGUGGGAGGUCAACCAAAGCUUCUGCAUUAUCUGCUCCUGUUGAGGUUGGAGAAGAAGAUGAUGUGGAUGAUGACGGAGAAGAAGAAAGGGAGGCAUGGCUAACCACCACCUCAUUGGCACUUUGUAAGGCAUUUGAUCUGCUUGAAAUGCUGAAGAAAGAGGAAGAGAUGCUUUUGGCUAUCAAGGAACGACAAUCUCAGGAAGGGGAAGGUGAACUUUCACGAUCUAUUCUCGAUGAGCGCGCUAAGAAAGCCGAAGCCUGGCAUCGUGAUGCUGCCUCAAGGGCUCGUUUUACAAAACCUGCUGCCCCUAUCACAUGUGCCACUUUCGCUCAAGAUGUUCUAGAAGGUAGAGCUAACGUUUCGCAGGCUCAUGAACACCGGCACCAGCCAAUGAUAUUCGGACCAGCAAGCCUCGUCAGUAAAAACCCGACCAGCGAGAGGGAGAAAAUCGCUGCUCAAGUAUUCCAACCUCACUACAGAUUACCGACAAUGAGUAUAGAGGAAGCCGGUUUAAAGGAAAUGGAGAUAAUGAACAAAUGGCAAGAAAGAAACGUAAAGCUUAUGGAAGAAGCUAACUCGUCAUGGUACAAAGACAACAAGCAACCGAAGCCGAGCGAGGAGGAUGAUGAGAGUGAUGAUGAUGAUGCACAAGAAAAGGCGAGAGCUUGGGACGAUUGGAAAGAUGAAAACCCUCGUGGUGCAGGAAAUAAGAAGCUCACUCCAUGCGGCUAAUUAUCACUCCACAUUUUGAGUCGUGUCAGUUUAUAAUUCUGUCAUGUGUUAUUUGCUGUAGGAUAUGAUGUUUUAAGUUCUAUCCUGGAAUGUGUAGUACUGGCUGAUGAGUAUACAGGAGUUUAUAUUAACUUAAUUCGAUGCUUUUGUUUGUCUUGGGUACGCGUCGUCUUGCAUAGUUGAUUUUGCAAUCAAUCGAGUCCGGUUUUGGCUUUUGAUGGGUGAUUGAAUACUUUUAGCUGAAUUAACAAAAACAUAAUGGGUGUUGCUAGUUUGGUCUUUGUCUUGGUAGAUAAAUUCUGAACUGAAUUUCUGAAUUUGCAUGAAGAGAUUGGUUACUUUUGGAAUAUUCAGGUGUUUAAA
Messenger RNA from Striga asiatica, 1773 nucleotides. The record is from the annotation of a GenBank genome assembly. NCBI's taxonomy places the organism in Eukaryota, Viridiplantae, Streptophyta, Magnoliopsida, Lamiales, Orobanchaceae.